Messenger RNA from Dipodomys ordii (Ord's kangaroo rat), 948 nucleotides. Its product is annotated as olfactory receptor 4A16-like. The record is from RefSeq and is a predicted model, not a curated record. The transcript has a single exon. NCBI's taxonomy places the organism in Eukaryota, Metazoa, Chordata, Mammalia, Rodentia, Heteromyidae. Gene Ontology annotation, cellular component: membrane. Gene Ontology annotation, biological process: G protein-coupled receptor signaling pathway. Bases 1 to 948 code for a protein of 315 amino acids. Gene Ontology annotation, molecular function: olfactory receptor activity; G protein-coupled receptor activity.
AUGACAGAGAGGAACAAUGUCACAGAAUUUGUUCUUAUGGGUCUCACUCAGAAUCCUGGUGGGCAAAAAGCCUUAUUUGUCCUGUUUUCACUCAUCUACAUGGUGACAAUGGUGGGCAACCUGCUCAUCGUGGUGACUGUUAUUGCCAGUCCCUCCUUAGGGUCCCCUCUGUACUUCUUUCUGACUUACCUCUCUCUCAUGGAUGCUGGCUAUUCCACAGCUGUUUCACCCAAAUUGAUCAUUGACCUUCUCUCUGAUAUAAAGACUAUUUCCUUACCAGCUUGCAUGGGCCAGCUCUUCACAGAGCAUUUCUUUGCUGGAGCUGAGGUGUUCCUUCUGGUGAUAAUGGCCUAUGACCGUUAUGUGGCCAUCUGUAAGCCACUGCACUAUUUGACCAUCAUGAAUCGGCGGGUUUGUAUUAUCCUGUUGGUGGUGGCCUGGGUUGGAGGAUUUGGACACUCUGUGGUUCAGCUGGCCUUUGUGUACAGUCUUCCAUUUUGUGGCCCCAAUGUCAUUGACCACUUCAUCUGUGACAUGUACCCACUGUUGGAACUCGCGUGCACCGACACCUAUGUCAUAGGCCUCACUGUGGUUGCUAAUGGCGGAGCCAUCUGUAUGGUGGUAUUCAUUCUUCUCCUCAUCUCCUAUGGCGUCAUCCUGAACAAUCUUAAGACUCACAGUCAGGAGGGGAGGCGCAAAGCCCUGUCCACCUGCAGCUCCCACAUCACGGUGGUGGUUCUGCUUUUUGUUCCCUGUAUUUUCAUGUAUGUUCGACCUGUGUGCAACUUUCCCAUCGACAAGUCCAUUAGUGUCAUUUUCAUGGUCAUCACACCCAUGUUGAACCCUUUAAUAUACACCUUGAGAAACUUAGAGAUGAAAAACGCGAUGAAAAAGCUCUGGUGCAGAAAUUCAGCUAAAGACAGAGUAAGGAUGCAUCCUCCACAUUGA